Thermothelomyces thermophilus ATCC 42464 is the source of this 1779-nucleotide messenger RNA. RefSeq lists its product as uncharacterized. The record is from RefSeq and is a predicted model, not a curated record. Lineage: Eukaryota; Fungi; Ascomycota; Sordariomycetes; Sordariales; Chaetomiaceae. Bases 341 to 1474 code for a protein of 377 amino acids. The transcript is spliced from 3 exons.
CAAACAACCCCAGCGGUUCCGCUAAUUCACUGUCCAUUUUCGCUCGAGGACACCUGAACUAGUCCGUACAAACAUUGCAUUUAGUCCUCAGAGAGCACCCGUUACCACGCGCCGUACCUCCAGCCUCGGAUUUUGUCCGUUCUGCAGCUAAUCUUUUGACAAAUUUCCCGUUUCGACACUCUUUUGCUAUGACGGAAUAAACAGCCUGUGUGGAGCGGGAGCGAGCUCACGAUAGACGCAUACGUGCCCGCACCACAACGCUCCUUGUCCGGCCCUUAUUAUUAGGGGGGCGAAAAAGACGGCCGUUCUCACACGAUUGCCCAUCUGACCGGCCACCACUAUGGCCGACAAGAAAACAACAGAAGCUGGGCCGUCUCGACACACACAUCCGACGCCAGCAGCAUCAUUCCCAACGCAUAACUCGCCGCGGACCUGGUUCCUCACCUCGUCACUCUCGCCGCUGAGCAUCCGCCUGAUCCGGCUGCUCCUGGCUCACGGUGACUAUGUAGUGGCUUGUCUGCCGCCCCUCGAGAUCGAGGACGAAGAGCGGAGCGCCGAGUUCCGCGAGCUCAUCAACGAGUGCAAGAGCAACCGCAAAGACCGCGAAGGGUGGAAGGACCGCAUCCGCGGCAUCCGCUGCGAUGCCCGCGCCAUGGGACAGUGCGGCGCGGCCAUCGCCGAGGCCGUACAUGUUUUUGGUCGCAUAGACAUAUUGCUAUGCUGCAGGUUCGAGGCCGUCAUCGGAACCGUCGAGGAGCUCUCGGCCACACCGGCCACGCGCAACUUGGUGCGCGACCAAUUCGACGCCAUCUUCUUUUCCCAAGUCAACUUCGUCAGGGCCGCGCUCCCCCAGUUCCGCGCCCAGCACACGGGCCACAUCAUCAUCCUGACCAGCAUCGGCGGCCACAUCGCGACGCCCGGCAUGCCCAUUUACUCGGCCGCCACCUGGGCGCUCGAGGGCUACUGCGACUCGCUGGCCUACGAGAUUGCUCCCUUCAACAUCAAGGUCACCAUCGUGCAGCCUAACAAAGAGAUCCAGAGCCUGACCAACAAGAUCAUCUUCGCCCCGCAGCUCCCCUACUACGACGCCGACGUCAACCCGGCCCCGAGCAUGCGCGAGAUGCUGUUCAACGUGCUCAACGCCAACCCGGACACGGCCAUCGAGCAGUCCGAGGACGAGAUCCAGUACCGCUACCCGCGCCUGCCCGCGGCCGCCUACGACAAGCUGGUCAUGGAGACGGUCCACGCCCUGACGGCGAUCGGGGGUCACGAGAACCCCCCGGCCCGGCAUAUCGUCGGGUUCGAGGGAGCCGUGGCGGUCAAGGAGAAGCUCAAGACGGUGACGGAGGAGCUCGAGGAUUUUGUCGAGGCCAGCCUGGCCGUGGACAUCUUUGAGAGCGAGCUCAAGGCCGAGGCACAGCAGGGCAGGUCGAAGGUGGAUGCGACUGGGUCGGGGAGCGGGUCGGGGAUGUGAUGUCGGCUUGCCAAUUCACCGAGUGAUAUAAGGAUGGGAGCGACAAAGGUAAAUAAAUCGAUGGGUUCCACGUGUGUAACCCUUGUAAAGGGGUGGUCGUUGGGGGACCGCGAAGUAAAAUCGGGCUUUGGACGGAUGGAAGGGCACGGCUUAGGCCACACUUUGAUACCAUGUUUCUUCUGCAUGCCAUGCCAUAUUCACCAGAGAGGGAGAGAGAUUCUGUUCUUGAUGCCUGGACGGUCUCACUCGGCAAUCCUUUUGUUCGAGCUUGAAAGCCCGGAUGCCCACCUUUAUAUAUAUAUAUA